Morone saxatilis (striped sea-bass) is the source of this 4641-nucleotide messenger RNA. It is a transcript of the gene dhx29, whose product is annotated as DEAH (Asp-Glu-Ala-His) box polypeptide 29. The transcript is spliced from 28 exons. The record is from RefSeq and is a predicted model, not a curated record. Gene Ontology annotation, molecular function: RNA helicase activity; RNA binding; ATP binding. Gene Ontology annotation, biological process: translational initiation. Gene Ontology annotation, cellular component: intracellular anatomical structure. The coding region runs from base 151 to 4296 and encodes 1381 amino acids. NCBI's taxonomy places the organism in Eukaryota, Metazoa, Chordata, Actinopteri, Moronidae.
AUCCCCGACGUGAAUGCGGAGAGAAAUUAGCGUUAUUUUUUGGUUUCCAGCUCUCUGUUCGUAACCACCACCGUUCAGCACUUUGCGGAUGACUUGGCAUCACAUAGCCACAUAGCGGAGCCGCAGACAGGCAGUGUUUUGGGGGACAUCAUGGGCGGAAAGAAGAAGAAAUCGGCGGCUCAAGCGGCGGCUCCGGUGGCCCAAACAGCGGCGGCAGCAGCAGCGGGCAGGACUGGUGCCGCUGCACCGGGGAACGGCGUGGCGGAGGAGGCGAAGAAACAGCCAGCAAGCAACAAACCAGCUAAACCAGCCAAAGAGAUCAAGUCAAAAGCUCCAAAGACCUACAGUCUUGCCAACACUGCUCAGGUUGACACAGGUGGAGUUACGGACAAGUCGAUUCUUAAAGUUUAUAUCCAAGCUGACCUGGAGAAAAAGAUCAUCAAGCUGAUCAAUGACUUCAGGGAGGAGAAUGGGGACAAAGGGCCCAUAUCGGGCAGACUUACGAGCAAGAAGUUGCUGGACUUGUACACAGCUCUGCAGAAGUUUAACUUUAAGAGGGAGCACAUUGAGGAGGCGAUGAAGAGUAGCGUGCUCUACGGAGGGGAUCUCCACUCUGCUCUCGACUGGCUCUGCCUCAACCUUAAAGAUGAUGAGCUGCCAGAAGGUUUCAGCCAGCAGAUGCAGGAGGAGAGCCAGAAGAGCAGGCCCAGGUACCAACCUCCUGCUCAGCAGAAACCUGCAGCCCCGGUCCCCAAAGCCCCCGACAACACCCGCAAAGAGACCACCAAGGCCACAGAGAAGGAUGAAGCUGCGAGCAUGAAGGACUGGAUCUUAAGGUAUGCGGCGCAGAGCAGUGAUGAGGAGGAGGAGGAGGAAGAAGAGAAAGGAGGGAAGAAGACUGCACACAAUCCUGAACUGGAUGAAAAGUUUGAUCCAAAUGACCGGUAUUUGGUCCUUACUGCACAACUGUAUGACACAAAAGAAAUGGCAGCUACUGCCAAGACAAAAGGAGACAAGGCGGGCCAGAGGAUGGCACAGGACAGGAUACGCGUCAUACAGCAAGAAAUGAAGCAACUCGAGUCCCACCCCGUGUUCAAUCCAGCUAUAAAAGUGGUAGACGCGCCUCAAAAGGAAAAGAAAGCACUUCCUGUCGCCUCGGACAAAGAGGACCUGAGCUUCAAGUUAUUCGAACAAGCUGAAAAGGACCCUCCUGCGGAGAAAGUUGUCAAAAAGAAUGAGCCAAAGGACAUUCGCAAUUUUGACUACACAGCUCGCAGCUGGACAGGAAAGUCCCCCAAACAGUUCCUCAUCGACUGGGUACGGAAGAACCUGCCCAAGAGUCCAGCUCCGGCUUUUCACAAGGUUGCUGCUGGUAGAUACUGGAGAUGCAAGGUGCGUGUUCAGAGGCUAGAUGAUGUUCUUGAAGUUUGUCCAACGAUCCUGACUGAGGACAGCAUGCAGGCGCAGCAUCUGGCAGCGACACUGGCACUCUACAACAUGAUUAAAGGACAGUCAGUGCACCAGCUCCUCCCUCCAACCUACAGAGACGUGUGGCUGGAAUGGAGGGACAGCGAGCAGCAGAAACAGGAGGAGAGCCGCACCGCUGCCAACAAGCCUCGAGACCAGUUCAUCUCCCGGCUUCUGACCAAACUCAAACAGCAGCAGAACCAGAACCAAGCGCAGGAAUGUGGAUCCCAAGGGCAGCUGGGACAGGGCGGGGCUGAUGAUGAAGAGCCUGAAGAGUCUUGGGAGAACCUGGCUGGUCUUGAUAUUGGGGAGGGAGGAAAAGAACUGGAGGACAAGAAUGAGAAAAGAGGAGGGAGGAAGGAAGGGGCAGGAGCACUUCAGGCAUCGAGAGAGCUUUUAAAAAAGCUGAAGAAGUCCUCACUGGCCCUCAAACUGCAGGCAGAGAGAGAGCAGCUUCCUGUCUUCCAACACCGGCACCGUGUCCUGGAGGCUCUGCAGCGGCACCCUGUGGUGGUGGUGGCCGGUGAGACGGGCAGCGGAAAGAGUACUCAGAUUCCUCAGUUCAUCUUGGAGGAGCUUUUAACGGGAGGCAAAGAGGCGCAGCCCUGCAACAUCGUGGUGACCCAGCCCCGCAGGAUCUCUGCCAUGAGCCUGGCCUGCAGAGUCAGCCAGGAGCUUGGCUGCGAGGACGGACCGGGAUCGAAGUCGUCACUGUGUGGAUACCAGAUCCGCAUGGAGAAUCUGUCUGGGGAGUGGACCCGCCUUCUGUACUGUACUACUGGAGUUCUGCUCAGGAAACUGCAGCAUGAUAAACACCUCAGCUCCCUGACGCACAUCAUCGUAGACGAGGUCCAUGAGCGCAGCGUCCAGUCGGACUUCCUGUUAACCAUCCUGAAAGAUGUUGUCAUGAGGAGAUCAGACCUGCAGCUGAUCCUCAUGAGCGCCACAGUGGACUGUGACAAGUUCUCCAACUACUUUAACCGCUGCCCAGUGAUCAACAUCCCUGGCAGGACUUUCCCAGUGGAGGUGUCUCACUUAGAAGACAUAGUGGAGCAGACUGGAUACAUCCUGGAAAAGGACUCAGAGUACAGCCAGAAAAUUCUUGAAGAAGAAGAGGAAGUUAGCAUCUCUAUCACACAAAAAGGUGGCAAGACUUCACAGCACCAGGAGGUGAUAGUGAGAGACCCCUCCUCCGGCUGGGACCUGGGUCCAGAUCUCGACCACUUCAGCAGCAGGACUCGGCAGGUUCUGCAGUACAUGAAUCCUAAUAAGAUCAACAUGGACUUACUGGUUGACCUCAUCGACUACCUCGACAAAUCGCCACAGUUUGCCGAGGUGGAUGGAGCCGUUCUCGUGUUCCUCCCAGGUCUGGCUCACAUCCAGCAGCUCUACGACCUGCUCUCCUCAGACAAGAGGUUCAAGGACAAAAACAGGUACAGGAUUGUUGCUCUCCACUCAACUCUCAAGGACCAGGCUUCUGCCUUCACAGUGCCCCCUGCUGGAGUUAGAAAGAUUGUCUUGUCGACUAACAUUGCUGAGACCGGUGUGACUAUUCCUGACGUUGUGUUUGUCAUUGACACUGGAAAGACUAAAGAAAAUAAGUACCAUGAGAGCAGCCAGAUGAGUUCUCUGGUGGAAACUUUUGUUUCCAAAGCCAGCGCCCUCCAGAGGCAGGGAAGGGCAGGGCGUGUCCGAAGCGGCUUCUGCUUCAGACUCUACCCAAAAUACAGGUUUAAAGCCUUCAUGGAUUACUCCAUUCCAGAGAUACUACGAGUCCCAUUAGAGGAGCUCUGCCUUCAUAUUAUGAAAUGUCAGUACGGCUCCCCAGAGGACUUUCUGAGCCGGGCCCUGGAUCCUCCUCAGCCCCAGUCGGUCAGUAACGCCAUCAACCUGCUGAGGAAAAUCGGUGCGUGUCACCUCAACAAUCACCUCCUCACCCCUCUGGGACACCACCUGGCGAGUCUGCCCGUCAACGUGAAGAUUGGCAAGAUGCUCAUCUAUGGAGCCAUCCUCGGCUGCCUGGAGCCAAUAGCAACCAUCGCAGCAGCCAUCACAGAGAAGUCGCCGUUCUCCACACCAAUGAAUAGGAAGGAGGAAGCCAACCUGGCCAAAGCUGCCCUGGCAGUGGCCAACUCCGAUCACCUGACGAUAUAUAAUGCAUAUAUAGGGUGGAAGAAGUCACAGACUGAGGGACAGAGAGUAGAAAUGUCCUACUGUAGGAAACACUUCCUCAACCGUACAGCUCUCAUUACAAUAGAGGAUGUGAAACACGACCUGAUGAGGAUGAUGGAGCAGGCGGGUUUCUGGUCGUCUCGCUCCAAGCAGCAGGCGGCCUCGCUGGCCAAGCAGCAGAUCUCUGUCCUAAACGCAGUGCUGACGGCGGGGCUCUACGACAGUGUGGGACGGGUCUUGUGCACCCCCUCCGUGGAUGUGCUCGAGCGAGUGGCCUGCACGGUGGAGACGCCCCAGGGAAAGGCUCAGGUCCACCCCUCGUCUGUUAACCGCAACCUGCAGACGCACGGCUGGCUGCUGUACCAAGAGAAGGUGAAGUACACUAAGAUCUACCUGCGAGACACCACUCUGAUACAUCCUUUCCCCAUGCUGCUGUUUGGAGGUGACAUUGAUAUUCAGCACAGAGAGAGGCUGAUCACACUAGACGGAUGGAUCCACUUCCAGGCUCCCGUUCGGAUUGGUGUGAUCUUCAAACACCUGAGGAAGCUGAUGGACUCUCUGCUGGAAAAGAAGCUAGAGAACCCGAGGAUGAAUCUGGAAGGUGAGAGGACCAUCCAGAUGAUUCUGGAUCUGAUCAAAUCAGAGCAUGCUAUGUGAUUACUGGACCACCAAAGGAUCUGAUUGCCACUGAAGAACCUGCGUACCAGUACAUUUUCUUACACCGUCGACAGACCUCUGCAUCCAGUAGUCCUGGGGAGUGCUGGAAAUGCUUCCUAUCUGCUGUGGUAUUCAGGAUGAGAACGGCUGCAGGCAAACAGCACCCAGCAGACAGAUGUGGGCAUCCUAAACAUGAACUAAUGUUUACCAGGAAGUCUUACUCACAUUGAGGAGGACUGUAUCAUAUAAAAUGCAAAAAUAACUUCUGAAAUUUGAGAGGAAAAAAAGAAUUAAGAGAAAAUUAUGUUGCCAAACAGGGUGGAAAUAAAGGUGUACACAUUUUUA